AUGCUCGAGUUCAAGCUUCGUCGAGUUGUUGUGUCCUAUUUUAUACAGGAAGCAAAUACCUUGGCGCUGCCUGACAUUGUGAUAUGCCCAUUCAAUCGCUUCAAUAGGUCGUUCUUGGAGCAAUGGAACGUUUCUGCUGGUCUAGCACAGUAUUUUGAACUUUCCUAUCCAUCUCCAGUCAUUCACACUUUUCAAACACGGAUGUAUGAAGAAACCGUGAACAAUCUCGAUGCUCAUGAGUAUGAGUUGGAGCUGCUGCUUGAGCGAAUUGGAAACAUGUCGUACACGUCUUUUUUGAAGGCGAAAAAGGACCUAAACAUAGAUUUACUUCAGACCGGUGAUGGUUUCGGCUACGGUGAUAGAAUCGUCAUUACCUUACCCCAACAUCUUUAUAACCCAGGUGCCAAUCAGAUGCUGAAUGAUGGAAUUAUUGUGAAGCUUGCUGAACGAGGCAAAGGCAUCGACAACGACCUCACAUUUAUACCUUCAGGUGUUCAUGCUAUAAUGCCGUUAUCAGCAACACAGUAUGAGUUUAUGAAUGAUCCGCCGAGGAAACCUGAUAUCUGCACAACGAAACAGUUUUUUCAUUGCUUCGCUGCUCAUCUUUUUCCUGUGAACACCUCUUCCACAAUCGAGAACUGUAAAUCAAAAUGCAAACCUCCCUGCUCCUACUGGCAGUAUCAGAAAUCUGUCAGCUAUGCGACAUUUCCUGGGCAAGUGGUGAGUUAGAU
Strongylus vulgaris is the source of this 731-nucleotide messenger RNA. The record is from the annotation of a GenBank genome assembly. NCBI's taxonomy places the organism in Eukaryota, Metazoa, Nematoda, Chromadorea, Rhabditida, Strongylidae.